Messenger RNA from Pseudomyrmex gracilis, 3393 nucleotides. RefSeq lists its product as uncharacterized. The transcript is spliced from 19 exons. Gene Ontology annotation, molecular function: protein binding. The annotation marks the transcript as partial. The record is from RefSeq and is a predicted model, not a curated record. Lineage: Eukaryota; Metazoa; Arthropoda; Insecta; Hymenoptera; Formicidae.
UCGCGGUAACACUGCGAAACCUUCCUUAUCGCUUAUGAAGAUCGACAAAGUGGAACAUAUUUAAUGACGAUCGUGAAAGUGGAACAUAUUUAAUGACAAUGCAGAUUGUGUUAAGAUAUCUACUUUUCGCUGCCCAAAUAUUUCACAGUUGUGGAAAAGUAAUUCUUUUACGUGGAGAAUCACAUCAUACCAAUUCAUCUGUAAGUGAAAGAAAAUAUAUAUGUCUCUCAGAAGACGACGGCGGCGCACUUGUAUGGAAUGACAAUUUAAUUCUUCGAUAUCAGCAAGAAAAAAAUCGUACUGAUUUGCAGUUUCACAGUAGUCAUCUAUACAAUACCUCGAUAACGUGCAAAAUGAACGCAACAAUAGGUUGUUUAGAAUCUUGGGAUCGAAGAAACUGGAAUCUUACAAAUUCUAUGGAAACACCCAUGGGUCCGGUAUUUGAUCAAAGAUGGGAAGAAUUCCAAGAAUUCAAUUAUUUCACUGAGUCAUCAUUAAGACUAUACCCACAAUCAGGGGCAAUGUCUAUUUCAAUUCGUUCAUGGCAGAACGUGCAGAUUUUUGUUUGUGGUAUUAAUUUAAAAUAUUCUAAAUCUGAUUCAUUUGGUACAAGUUGUUUUCGGAUAACAUUAAAAUACGAUAGCGCGGAUUCCACUAUUCAAUAUUGCAAUAUAUUUGAUUUCAUGAAUCUGGAUCAACAAUGUUCUUACAACGUAAUUCGCAAAAGAUUACUAUCAUUAUCUGAAACUGAAUGGCAAACAUUUGUCAUUUCAUGGGAUUAUUGGAAAAAAAAUGUUACUGUUUAUGAUACUAACGAUAAGAACAGAAUGCUUACAUGUGAAGAUACAGAAACGUAUAACUCAACUUUACACAAUUUCGUUUUCUUUAUCAUCAAAACAGAAAAUUUCAAAAAAGUGUUGUAUCGCUUUCAUAACUAUUCUUUUCUGCACACAGUUGACAAGAAUGCAAUUUUAAUGAGUCCUAUUUAUCAUUUUGAUACUCUAAAGAUAUGCAUACAAUUAUUACUAGGCUUGUGCGCAGAAUGUGAUGCAGACGUUGAGAUAAUUCAUUCAACGACGAAUACAAUAUUAAAAUCUGUAACAGCUAAAGGCUCACUAAAUGCUGCGAUUCAUGGCUUACCUAUGUGGCAACUCAUUAAAUUUAAUGAAAACUUUUCAGCGGUCAACUUUAGUGGUGGUGUGAAAAUCCAUGUAAUUCCCAAACUCACAAAGCCUAAUCCCACUCCGUUAUGGGCAAUAGCCGAUGUUCGUAAAUGCCCCAAUAAAGAGGUUUUGAGAAAAGGAGUUAUUUCGCAAAUAAACAAUGAAUCUAAUUCGUGGUUGAAUGUAACAUGCCAAAAGUUAUUUUUCAAUAAAAAUACUGUCGUAAGUUCUUUAUCAAAACCAACAAUCAGCAUAGAUCUAGAUGACAAAGUUUGUCCUGAGGGAAAAAUUGGGCCAGAAUGUUCCUUUUCCUGCAAACAUGAUUUAGAUAGUUCUUCUAACUGCAAAGGAACUGCAAUUUGUUACAACACCGGUUGCUUAUGUUAUCCAGGAUUUCAAGGCGAUACAUGUUCUGAUGUAUGUGACGACAAUUGGUAUGGUUAUGAUUGUAAGAAAAAUUGCGAUUUAUGCAAAUCGUCUGAAUCGUUUGGAUGUAACAAAAUAACUGGAGAAUGUGUUAACAAAUGCGUUAACAGCUUAGAAAUUAUUUACGUGCCACCUUUAUGUCAUAUAGGUAUAAAGAAGCUCACAGUACCUAAAAUUGUCUUUGUCAAUUCAACAAGCAUCAAAACUGAACUUCCUAUAGUAUGGAAAAAAGAAUAUGAACAAAUAAAGAUAAAGUAUUCAUUUACUAUUGAGGGAGAAAAUAAGUACACUUCUUCACAAUCAUGGAAUAGACUGUUUCAAAAUAUGACACAUUUGACGGGAUAUUUCACCAAGUUAAAUCCUGGUUCUGUUUAUUCAAUCAAGUGCAUAUUAUUUGCCGGAAAUGCAAUAAUUCAAAGCAACUGGACAACUGUGGAAACUGCGUGCGAACCGAUACAAACUUUCAACGUACUGUCUACGGAAAACAGCAUAAGUAUUGAUUGGCAAAACAAUUCACACCACUUAUUUCCAUGUUCACCACAUUGGUAUUAUGUAACUCUUCAAAAUAGAAAUACAGGCGAGAAUCUUUCUAACUCAACAGUUAUGACUUUUCCUCAUAAAGUGUCAGGUUUACCACCUUAUACAGCUUUCGAUGUGAUUGUAAGUCAUCCGCGACUUGCUCAUACAACCAUAAAACAAAACUUUAUAUUUCUCACUAAUAUUCGUACAUUACGAAGCGCUUCAACAAGAGUAUUAGAUAUUCAACAUUUUGCAAACUCGAGCACACAAGUCACUCUGAAAUGGAACUCUCCAGAUUAUUCAAGCAUAGUGCGGUAUGAAAUAAACUUAAAGAUUACUGUGUACUAUGGUUGUGAAGAUUUAAAUGAAACCACAUCGGUUGCACCUAGUAAAACCUAUACUACAUCCAAAACAGUAAUCACAUUCUCAGAUUUACAUCCGUACGCUUCUUACACAGCAAAAGUGACAGGAUAUGAAUCUCUGAAUAGCAAUUAUAGCGGAGAAAUAACUUUUAAUACAAACAAAUCUGACAUACCAACAGAAAAGUUUACACCCUUAGAAGCACAUAAUUGGACAUUAUCAUGGCAGCCACCUAAAGAUUGCUCGACGAUUUCGGGACCAUUAAACGCUAAAAUAAAAAUUAGCGGAGUUAGUACAGCUGUAAAACAUUUCAGUGCAAUUGAAUUUACAUCGCGCUGGUAUAUUGACUUAACUAUACUGAAUCCACCACUACUUAGUAACGAGGUAUAUCGAGCAACUGUUUAUGUAAUAAGAGAAUAUAAUAGUACAGAGAAUUCCUCAGUUUAUCAANAANNNNACUUCANAACNCCANCCACAGCUCCACCUGCAAUAGCAAAUCUNGAAAUUGUUGAGAUUGAUACUCGUUCAGUGCCACUUAUAUUACACUUGAGAUGGUUACGUCCACUUUUAACCUUAAAAAAUAAUGAUUCUUAUUAUAACGUUACUACUUAUUGCAAUCAAUAUGCCUAUUCCGUUAAAGUGAAUAUAAAUACCUUCUGUGAUUUGUGGCAAGAUUAUAUCUGCAGAAUAUUAUAUCUAGUUCAUGAACCAUGUUCCAACAUUCAGGUUUCGGAGAUAAAAAAAAAUGAUACAGAUGCGAGAUCACCGGCUAAUGUAUUUCAGGAAAUGUUUAAUAUUACAAAACCAGAGAAACCUGCAUUCUUUAAUUACACAAUACUCAAUAACAGUAUAGUCGAUUUACUAUGGCAUCAUCCUUGGAAGACCAAUCGUCAUCUACAAUGUUUUCUCAUCACCGUAGAAGAAA